Molecule: messenger RNA, 564 nt
Organism: Sparassis crispa
Lineage: Eukaryota; Fungi; Basidiomycota; Agaricomycetes; Polyporales; Sparassidaceae
Exons: 2
Coding region: 1-564 (187 amino acids)
Source: RefSeq, a predicted model, not a curated record
AUGGACCAGCGCUGUGUCUCGGUCCCGAUGAUCUCUCUCCCUGGCGGUGCAGACGAUGAGAACGAUGUGGAUGGGGUGCCCACUAUUGCGAUCUCCAUCACCGAUGCGGACUCUCCACCACGCAUUGCGGUUACUGGCCCCUCGAUGUCCACGGAGAACGUGUGCACACCCUCACCGCCGCAGGGCAUGGUGUCCUCUGGGUCGAGCCAGUCAAGCAUGUCCUCGCUGCAGUGCGUGGAGCCACUGCGGUGCAAGAUCUUCAAGCACGCAGAGGGCUCGCUUGCAUGCGACAGGUGUGGGGGCACGAUCGUCGGGCGCAUGGUGAGCACGAUGGGCAUGCAGUGGCAUCCGGCGUGCAUGGUCAUCCUCCUUGUGUGCUUGCGCCCACCCUCCUCCCUAAAAGCUCGUGCCCGCCCUCCCUAUGCGCAUGCAUGGCCGUCCUCACUGCGCACAUGUGCUCAUCCUUCCUGUGUGCUCACAUUUGCACUCCCUGCACACCCGUUCUCCCUGGGCACUCGUGCCCAUCCUCCCUGUGCGCUCACACCCAUCCUCCCUAUAGCGUAA